UCACUUUUUUUUUUUGAGAGUGUAGUGUUUUUUGUUUUUUUGAAGUUUUUUGUUUUGUUUUUAUAAUGUAUCCCACGCCGGCUAGGCAUCCGUCCGCUUCGGUCGAGCAACGGAACGGAAACCACAGAUCGGGACCACCGCCGCAAGGUGGCCAGAUCAAAUUUACAAUAGCGGAUACAUUAGAACGAAUUAAAGAAGAAUUUAAUUUUUUACAAGCACAAUAUCACACACUGAAAUUGGAAUGUGAAAAAUUGGCAUCGGAAAAGACUGAAAUGCAACGCCAUUAUGUUAUGUAUUAUGAAAUGUCAUAUGGGCUUAAUGUGGAAAUGCACAAACAGACUGAAAUUGCAAAACGACUGAAUGCAAUUAUUGCACAAUUAUUACCAUUUUUGGCGCAAGAGCAUCAACAACAAGUAGCGACUGCUGUUGAUCGAGCCAAACAAGUUACAAUGACAGAAUUAAAUGCCAUUAUUGGGCAACAACAGCAGCAGGGUCUUCAACAAUUGCUUCAACAAAUCCAUGCACAACAGUUACCACAUGGUGCACAUGGGCCUGGUUUACCAAUUGGUCCACAUCCCGGUUUACCAGGUAUGGGUCCAGCCGGUGCUGGUUUAUUAGCAUUUGGUGCUGGUCUUGGUGCAGCGGGUGUUCCAGGUGCUCCAGGUGCUCCACAUGCAGCUGUAGCAGCGGCAGCAGCAGCCGCUGCCGCACAAGCACAUCCCUUACUUAAACCCGAUUUACAUGGACGAGAGUCAAAUGAUAUUAAAAGUUCGGGGUCAAUAGGAGCCGAUGAUCGAUUAAGAAAUUCGGUAUCACCUGGUGAACGUGACAAAUAUCGAUCACGAUCACCACCUGAUGUUGAACAAGAUGUGAAGCGACGAAAAGAAGACAAACUAGGACACGACAGCGAUGGUGAGAAAAGUGAUCAAGAUUUAGUUGUGGAUGUUGCAAAUGAGAAUGUUUCAUCUCAAGAACCCACUUCACCGCAUGUAAAUGGCGACCAUGUAGCAUUAAAUGCUGGCACACCUGGUGAAGUUAGAGAAAAUGGAAGUGUGUCAGAGAAAGGAAUCAAAAUUGAACGACCACCUAGUCGAAGUGGAUCAUCGUCAUCAAGGAGUACACCAUCCCUGAAAAGUAAAGAUGCGGACAAACCUUCAACACCAAGUUCAAAAACACGAGCUACUACUCCCAAUAUACCGGGAGCGCCUGGGGCAAGUGGUCCUAAAGUUGGUCCAUCGCUAGGCCCUUAUCCACCUUAUGCUUUGCCACCUGGAAGAGCUGGUCCACCAGAUCAUCUAAGUCCAUACAACAAUGUAGCAGCAGCCGCUUAUGGAAGACCUCCUGUAUUAGGAUACGAUGGACAUCCUCAUGUACGCACACCUGGAUUACCUACAAAUGGUUUAGGUGGCAUUUCAGGAGGAAAACCAGCUUAUUCCUUUCAUAUGAAUGGUGAAGGUCAAUUACAACCAGUUCCUUUCCCCACUGACGCCUUAAUGGGUCCAGGAAUACCACGACAUGCUCGACAAAUAAACACACUAAAUCAUGGAGAAGUUGUUUGUGCUGUAACAAUAUCAAACCCAACCAAAUAUGUGUACACAGGAGGAAAAGGUUGCGUCAAAGUAUGGGAUAUUAGUCAACCAGGCUCCAAAAGUCCUGUCUCACAAUUAGACUGCCUCCAACGAGAUAAUUAUAUACGAUCCGUGAAACUUUUACCAGAUGGACGUACUUUAAUUGUUGGUGGAGAAGCUAGCAAUCUAUCAAUAUGGGAUUUAGCCAGCCCCACGCCAAGAAUUAAGGCUGAAUUAACAUCAAGUGCCCCUGCAUGCUAUGCAUUAGCAAUCAGUCCCGAUUCGAAAGUAUGUUUUAGCUGUUGUUCCGAUGGUAACAUUGCUGUUUGGGAUUUACAUAACCAGACUUUGGUUCGUCAAUUCCAAGGACAUACAGAUGGCGCUUCGUGUAUUGAUAUAUCAGCAGAUGGUACUAAAUUAUGGACGGGAGGUUUAGAUAACACAGUGCGAAGUUGGGAUUUACGAGAGGGUCGUCAAUUACAACAGCAUGAUUUCACGUCACAAAUCUUUUCACUUGGAUAUUGUCCAACGGGUGAAUGGUUAGCCGUUGGUAUGGAAAAUUCAAAUGUCGAAGUAUUACAUGCUGCUAAACCGGACAAAUAUCAAUUACAUUUACAUGAGAGUUGUGUACUGAGUUUGCGAUUUGCGGCGUGCGGUAAAUGGUUUGUUUCGACGGGCAAAGAUAAUUUACUUAAUGCAUGGAGAACACCGUACGGUGCUAGUAUUUUCCAAUCUAAGGAGUCAUCAUCAGUGUUGAGUUGUGACAUUUCCACAGACGAUAAAUACAUUGUAACGGGUUCUGGUGAUAAAAAGGCAACAGUUUAUGAAGUUAUUUACUAAAAUUAGAACAAAUCAAAAAGUAUUGAAAUUGAAAUAUAAAAAUAUAUAAAUAUAAAAAUAGUGAAAUAUAACAAA
Molecule: messenger RNA, 2483 nt
Organism: Chrysoperla carnea
Lineage: Eukaryota; Metazoa; Arthropoda; Insecta; Neuroptera; Chrysopidae
Gene: gro
Product: protein groucho
Exons: 14
Coding region: 66-2408 (780 amino acids)
Biological process (GO): regulation of DNA-templated transcription; negative regulation of canonical Wnt signaling pathway
Cellular component (GO): nucleus; transcription regulator complex
Molecular function (GO): transcription corepressor activity; protein binding
Source: RefSeq, a predicted model, not a curated record